AUGGCACCGAAAAAAGAAGAAACUGCUGAAAACGCUCUCGCUCGAGCACGUGUCAAACGCGACAACGUUUUAAACUCCAUCAAAGGUAUUCACGUCACAGCUUUAGCCGCACGCUCUGAUGCCGAUCGAGUGCCGUCGUUAAUUAUUCACGCCGAAGAUUUAAAUCAAUAUGUCGAACAAUUUCAACGUCAACAAGACGUUAUAAUUAACGCGUUAAUCGAUCUUGACCGUGUGGCCGAGUUUGAUCAGGAUGAUCGUCCAAUGAUCGCAUCUAUGGAGACUAUGCGUCUCGAAAUUAAAACUGUCGUCGCGAGUGUGUCCGAAAUAAAAUCGUCGUCUUCGUCGUCUAUCGCGUCCGCGCCUCAACAAUUCGUUCCGUUACCAAAAAUUCAGCUGCCCAGCUUCGACGGUAAUCUAUUGGAGUGGCGAUCGUUCCGCGAUAUUUACGUUUCUCUCGUACAUGACAACACCGGCAUUGGCGAUGCCGAACGGUUUCACUAUCUAAUGUCGUGUUUAUCGGGCGACGCUCUCGCUGUUGUCAAAUCAAUUCCGUUAUCCGCGAAUAAUUAUGUCCUCGCUUGGGAAGCAUUGUCCGUUCGGUUUGAUAAUAAGCGCCUGCUAGCGUCGGCACACUUAGAUAAGUUAUUUGCAUUCAAACCUAUUGCACAUCAGUCGCUACCAGCCUUGACGUCGUUUAUCAACACGUUCAAAGAAAAUGUAGUCAUAAUUAAAGCGCUCGGUGUCAACGACCUGUCAAGCUUUUUAUUAUUUCACAUGGGAUCCCGAGUUCUCGAUCCGACGACGAUUCAAUUAUUCGAAUCCAACGCGUCGAAUUCGACAAUUCCGACGUUCGACGAGCUACUCAGUUUUGUACAACAACGCUGUCGAGUAUUAGAGAACAUAAAAAAUUCCAGUAAAUCUGAUAUUUCAACGAAACCACACGAAAAAUAUAAUACGCGUAAUAAAACUGUUAUAUCGAAAAAAUCAGUGUUUGCCGCCACCACAUCUACAUCGGUCAAGUCUAAGUCACGAGGUUGUUUGUCAUGCGAUAAGGCUGACCAUAGUAUUUACCGUUGUCCAAAGUUCAACGAUAUGACAGUUGAAAGGCGCCGCGAAUUCGUAGCGGCUAGAAAAUUAUGUUUUUCAUGUAUGAGUCAGUCUCAUAUGCUCAACGCGUGUUCAUCAACAGGGGUGUGCCGCUCGUGCAGUAGUAAGCGUCACCACUCCUUGCUACAUCUUAAUACCGAUCAGUCAUCGGCCGUGAACAAAACUAAUCAGAGUACCAGCUCAGGUCCUAGUUCAGGUCCCUCCGCCGACAAGUCAAGUUCCUUUUCAGGUGCAGCAUGCACCAACUCCACGGUCGUCCUCGGUACGGCCAUAGUUCACAUCAAGGACGCCUGGGACCAAAUUCAUUCCGUUCGAGUACUUCUCGACAGUGGGUCUCAAAUUUCGGCCAUCUCAAGCGACUGCUUCGCUCGGUUAGGACUAUCGAAACGCCGUUUUAAAUCCGACGUCGUAGGUCUCGCGCAAAGUCCAGUGAACCACGUGCAAGGUGUCACCAGGUGUCAAUUUUCGUCGCGUUUUAAAUCUGAUUUGUUCCCGUCUGUUGAACUAGUUAUUCUAAAACAAAUUACCGGCGUCAUGCCAUCCACACGGUUGCCGACAACCGUGCGUCAACAAUAUCGACACCUCCGUCUCGCGGACGAGAACUUCGAUAUUCCGUCGUGCAUCGACGUUUUAUUCGGCGCCGAUAUUUUACCUAGUCUUAUCCGCUCUCACGCGGGUGUGGAGCACCACUCGGGUUUACCAUCGGCCCUCGACACCCAGCUCGGAUGGAUAAUUUUUGGUUCGUUUUCUACUCCGAGCAAGUCACCCCCAGUCACGCUGACCACCGCGAUCGCUCCGCCGUCAAUUGGAGAUCUAUUACAACAAUUUUGGUUGGUCGAAGAACCCACCGCACCUACGUCACCCACCACGGAAGAUCAGUGGUGUGAAGAAUAUUUUACCAAAUCUACUUCGCGGGAUUCCACCGGUCGAUUCUGUGUCGCUCUACCAUUUCGUCAUUUGUUUGCGAGCACAGCUCAACAACAAGACACACCGCGUCACGGUCUCGGCGACUCGCGCUCCAUCGCGUUGAAACGGUUUUAUAACCUAGAAAAACGGUUGGCUAAGGACUCCGAAUUGUAUGCUGCUUAUCGUAAAUUCAUGUCCACCUACCAAACACUAGGACACAUGGUACCGGCUCCGGAACCCGGUAAAUAUUUUAUUCCGCACCACGCCGUGCUCAAGGCUGACGGUGACAUGUCCAAAAUUCGCGUCGUGUUCGAUGCUUCGUCCGCCUCGUCCUCCGGUCGCUCAUUAAACGAUGUAUUGUGCACCGGACCCAAACUUCAAAUUGAUUUACGCGACAUUUUACUUCGUUGCCGUAUGCACAGGUACAUUUUGUCCGCCGACAUCGUCAAAAUGUAUCGGCAAAUUUUAAUCCGUCAAAAAGACCGGACUUUUCAACAUAUAUUCUGGCGCGAUUCACCCACUGACGACCUCGUCGAAUUCCAAUUGUGUACUGUAACGUACGGUCUCAACUGCGCGCCGUAUCUCGCCAUUCGCUGUCUCCACGAACUUGACCGGCAAGACGGUCAUCGUUUUCCACUUGCUAAAGACGUCCUUACUAGAGCUGCUUAUGUCGACGACAUCGUUAUCGGAGCUGACACCCAAGAGCUCUUACUACGUCGGAAGGAAGACGUUGUCGGUCUACUACGCAACGGUGCCUGUAUGUUGAGCAAGUGGACUAGCAACAGUACCACCGUUCUCGAGUCCGUUUCUCCCGAUGACCGUGUACUCUCUAUAUCGUUCGAUCCGCGCGAAGAACACGCCGUAAAGGUCCUAGGCCUGCAUUGGGACACGAAAACCGACAAGUUUGCCUAUCAUACCCGGCUUGAUCAAAUUUCUUUGACGAAACGUCAGGUGUUGUCCGUCAUUGCGCGCUUGUUCGACCCUAUUGGCGCCCUGGGCCCUAUGCUGUUGUGGGCAAAAUAUUUUAUGCAACUAUUAUGGUGCAACAAACUCGGAUGGGACGACCUGAUGUCCCCCGAACUGCAAUCUAUGUGGCAACAAUUUUGCACUGAGCUUCCGCUCGUAUUCGACCUGAACCUCCCACGUCACAUCGACGUCAUCUGUCAUCAGGACAUUCAACUAUUGGGCUUCGCGGACGCAUCGAUAAAAGGGUAUGCGGCCGUCGUGUAUCUACGUCUCGUCAACACCGCCGGUGACAUCUCCGUUAAAUUCAUCACUUGUAAAACCAAGGUCGCCCCUCUGAAGAGUGCCGCCGUCGACGAGUCGCUUUCCAUACCUCGCUUGGAAUUAUGCGGGGCCCUGCUGUUGGCCCAGACACUUCAUCACGUGCAAUCUGUGCUGUCCACCGAAGUGUCUAUAUCUCGUCUGCGUGCGUGGUCGGAUUCGUCAGUUGUUUUAUCGUGGUUGACCACAGACCAAAAACAAUUCAAAAUUUUUGUGACCAAUCGGGUCGCCAAAAUACGUCAGCUACUACCGGAUUGCGUAUGGAGCUACGUAUCAACGCUCGACAAUCCCGCGGAUCCCGCCUCUCGUGGACUCAUGCCGAAAUUAAUGUUGUCCUCGUCUAUUUAUUGGGACGGUCCGGAGUUCCUACGAAUUCCUGAAGACCAAUGGCCACCGUCUAGAUUUAUUCCGCUCGCUCCGGAGCAGCUGCCGGACACUCGGCCUAACGUCGUCGCAACGUUGGCCGUCAACGUCCAUCCGUCUUCGUUGGAUUUCAUCGGUAAAUUUUCGUCGCUCGAAAAAAUGUUACGAGUAUUGUCUUACGUUUCUCGUUUUUUAUCUCAUCGUCUACGACGGCAACCGAUCCGUGUCGGUCCUAUCACGUUUUCCGAGCGAGAAAGGUCCUUGUCGAUUGCCGUACAGCGGACACAACAGUAUUACUUUUCGGAUCUGGUUAAAACGUUAAAAAAUAAGUCUACGAUCACCCCCCCAUCUUUGGCACAAUUAGCACCAUAUAUCGACGACAACAACAUUGUACGAGUGGGAGGUCGCCUGCGUUUUUCCGACGCCAGCUACGACGCGAAGCAUCCGAUUCUGUUACCGCGAUCCUCGCACCUCACCGACCUGGUCAUUCGACACUACCACUUGUCCUUUCUGCACGGCGGAUCAAAGUUGGUACUAUCAAUGUUGAAUCAAAAAUACUGGAUACUGUCUGGUCGCGCUGCAGUUCGACGUGUCAUUUUCUCGUGCGUUCCGUGCACACGCCAUAAGGCUGUCCGCCCUCAACCGUUGAUGGCUGAUCUACCAUCUUACCGGGUUCAACCUCAUCGUCCGUUUUCCCACGUCGGUAUGGACUACGGAGGGCCGUUCCUCGUUAAGGAACACCGUCGUCGGAAUGCACAUUCGGUCAAGGUCUACCUCGCCUUAUUUAUUUGUAUGUCCGUCAAGGCGGUCCACCUCGAAAUCGUGUCCGAUCUCAGCACUGACGCCUUCCUCGCGGCUUUGGACCGGUUCGUCGCCCGCCGUGGGAUUCCGUCCAACCUCUACUCGGACUGUGGCACAAAUUACGUCGGCGCCGCCCGUCAAUUAAAAUUGUUAUUUCGCGACGCCAAGGCCCAAGACCGUCUCUCGACGCACCUCAACUGCACAUGGCAUUUCAACCCGCCUGCUGCGCCGCCUUUCGGUGGCAUUUGGGAAGCCGGCAUCAAGAGCGUCAAAUUUCACCUCAAACAUGUCAUCGGUCAGCAGGUGUUGACAUACGAAGAAUUCUAUACGUUGACCACUCGCAUCGAGGGCAUUCUGAAUUCCCGACCGAUUACACCGAGUUCAUCCGACCCGCACGACCUAAAUGCGUUGACGCCGGGACAUUUUUUGAUCGGACAGCCGAUCCACGCCGUGCCUGAACCUGACACCACCGAAGUCAAAAUCAACCGUUUGAAUCGUUGGCAGCUCAUUCGGCAAUGUCAUCAGUCCUAUUGGAAACGGUGGUCACGCGAAUACCUAUCCACGCUGCAAGGUCGACAAAAAUGGUGUAAAGCGUCCCCGAACCUCGCCGUCGGCGACAUGGUCAUCGUCGAAGCCCCGUCUCGACCACCUACCGAGUGGCGUCUCGGCCGCGUCACAGAGGUCCAUCCAGGACCAGAUGAUGUCGUUCGUGUCGUGUCCGUGCGCACUCAGGACGGUAUCUACAAGCGCCCGGUCGUGAAACUCGUGCGUUUACCGGUCGAGCCCUGA
Messenger RNA from Macrosiphum euphorbiae (potato aphid), 5250 nucleotides. Lineage: Eukaryota; Metazoa; Arthropoda; Insecta; Hemiptera; Aphididae. The record is from the annotation of a GenBank genome assembly.